Molecule: messenger RNA, 2056 nt
Organism: Rattus norvegicus (Norway rat)
Lineage: Eukaryota; Metazoa; Chordata; Mammalia; Rodentia; Muridae
Gene: Cd96
Product: CD96 molecule
Exons: 15
Coding region: 33-1844 (603 amino acids)
Cellular component (GO): membrane
Source: RefSeq, marked provisional
CAGAAAUGCUGGCAUGAGCUCUUCAGGAGACCAUGGGAAGAAAAUGGACAUACUGUGUGGUUUACGCCAUCAUCCAGAUACAGUUUUUCAGGGGAGCAUGGGAAGAACUAUUCAAUGCUGGAGAUAACAACGUGUAUGCUCUGCCUGGUUCUGAUGUCAACUUGACCUGCCAAACAAUGGAGAAAGACUUAAUGGUUCAGAUGCAGUGGUCCAAGGUCACAGAUGAGAUUGAUAUGAUUGUUGUUUAUCAUCCCCAAUAUGGCUUCCACUAUAUGCAGGGGGUUGCCUGUGAGUCACGAGUGGCUGCGGUAGAAACUCUGAAGGAUGCAACGAAAUGGACUCUGAACUUAAGGAAUAUCUCUUCCAGCCUCAGUGGAAAGUAUGAGUGCAGCUUCACUAUGUAUCCAACAGGCACCAAGACUAUAGUCUACAACCUCAUUGUGGAACCCUAUACACAAGAUGAACACAACCGUACAAUAGAAAUAGAGACAAAUCGGACUCUGGAAAUACCAUGCUUUCAAAAUACCUCCUCAGAAAUUUCACCUAGGUUCACCUUUUCAUGGUUGGUGGAGAAAGAUGGAGUGGAAGACGUUCUCUUCACCUACGAUUACCACGUCAGCAAUUCCACAGCAUUUAAAGGCAGAGUUGGGCUGGGUGCAGACUAUGGACUCCGCCUCUCCCCAGUCCAAAUCCAAGAUGAUGGCAGGACAUUCUCUUGCUUUCUGAGAAUCAGUCCUCUCAAAGUCUGGAAGACAUCCACCACAGUCAAGGUUUUUGCUAAGCCAGAAAUCCUCAUGACUGUGGAAAACACCACCAUGGAUGUCUUAGGAGAGAGAGUAUUUACCUGCCUUCUGAAGAAUGUUUUCCCCAAAGCAAGUAUUACCUGGUUAAUAGAUGGAAGACUUUUUCAAGGCAAUGAAGAAGGAAUAUACAUUACAAAUGAAGAAAAAAAUAGCAGUAGCGGAUUUUGGGAACUGAAGUCGGUUCUAACAAGGAUGCACAAUAGAACAUCCCAAUCAAACAAUAUGACAGUUUGGUGUAUGGCUCUGUCGCCAGGCCCUGGAAAUAAAAUGUGGAAUACUUCAUCACAACCCAUCACAUUUUCCUUGGAUUCUGGGACUGCCCCAACAAAACGUCUACCCAAUGUGACAGGUUCUACCCUGGGUGCACAAACCUUUCCAGAUGCCGAAGUAUCUCCUACAAGAUAUCUAGCUACAUCUUCAAUGACAAUUGUAGAUGAAAAUGUGUUGACACCAGACCCAACUCCUCAAACCAGCAAUUCCAGCAUGACUACUAAAGAUGUCAACUAUUCCCAGCCCUCCAGUGGGACAGAUGCCAAGAACUCCUCAAGAGCUGCUUCUUCUUCUGAUGGUGGAUCUCGGCCUUUUCCUUCCACCUCUCCUCCCAAAUGGCUCUCACUGCCUCAUACUUCCACUGGACCCCAGGAACCAGACUCCGCAGUUUCAUGGAUACCAACAGAUGCGUACACUUCAGGCUCUUCAGAUGCAAGCUUAACUUCUCACGAUGUCAUCAUCCGUACAACCAAAGAAUUUCCAGAUGUCCUCACAACUGCAAAUGGAACUACUAAAAUUAAACAUGGCCACGUCACAGGAAUCACAGUUAAUAAGCCCAGAGAUGGAAUGUCCUGGCCUGUGGCUGUCGCGACUUUGCUAUUUUUCUGCAUACUGUUGUUUGGGCUUGGAGUGAGAAAAUGGUGUCAGUAUCAAAAGGAAAUCAUGGAAAGACCCCCACCUUUCAAGCCACCACCACCUCCCAUCAAGUACAUGUGCAUUCAGGAACCCACUGGACGUGGCAUGCCUUGUCAUGAGAUGGAGGUCCUCUAAGCUUCUGAGCCUUGCGACACAGUGCAGCAGGACUGGAGUCCUGUAGGAGGGGGGAUAUCGUACGAUAUUAAUAUCGCCGCCAGCCAGACAUGCUCUGCUUCAGCUCAAAUGAAUGUUGGAAAUAAAAGAGUUGUUUCCCAGCACCUUGCCCCCCUUUCAUCUGCAAAUACCUGAGAUGUAAAUAAACAUUAGAGAAUAAAGCAUUGCCCACA